This is a messenger RNA of Helobdella robusta, 915 nucleotides long. RefSeq lists its product as hypothetical. The record is from RefSeq and is a predicted model, not a curated record. NCBI's taxonomy places the organism in Eukaryota, Metazoa, Annelida, Clitellata, Rhynchobdellida, Glossiphoniidae. Gene Ontology annotation, biological process: protein phosphorylation. The annotation marks the transcript as partial. Gene Ontology annotation, molecular function: ATP binding; protein serine/threonine kinase activity. The transcript is spliced from 7 exons.
GGCACAGGGACAUUUGGCAGAGUGUAUUUAGUGCAGCACAUGCAGACCCGAAGUUUUCGAGCUCUGAAAGUGCUGCCGAUUAGUGAAAUAAUUCGACUGAAACAAGUUGAUCAUGUGCAAAAUGAAAAAGAAAUUUUAUUCAGUGUUGAACAUCCUUUUAUUAUCAAACUCCUACUGACCAACCACGAUCCGACCUUCUUGUACCUCCUAUUCGAGUACGUCCCCGGCGGUGAGUUGUUCUCCUACCUGAGAAAUGCGGGUCACUUUAGUAACUCAACGACCCAGUUUUAUGCAUCGCAAUUGGUCCUCGUCCUCGAGUACCUUCACUUACAAAAUGUCGUUUACAGAGAUCUGAAGCCUGAAAAUUUGUUACUCGACUCACAAGGCCAUCUUAAAGUCACUGAUUUUGGAUUUGCAAAGAAACUUAUUGAUAGGACAUGGACCUUAUGUGGCACUCCCGAGUAUUUGGCUCCGGAAAUAAUUUUGAACAAGGGGCACAACAAGGCAGUCGAUUGGUGGGCCUUUGGAAUCAUCCUCUUUGAAAUGCUGGUUGGUUAUCCACCGUUCUAUGAUGAGACACCAUUUGGAAUUUACGAGAAGAUUUUAGAUGGAAAAGUUGAGUGGCCAAAGAUGUUUAAUCCUGUUGUUAAAGAUCUGAUAAGAAAGCUGCUUGUUCCUGAUAGGUCCAAAAGAUUUGGCAGUAUGAAGAAUGGAGCAGACGAUGUGAAGUGCCAUCGCUGGUUCCGUGGCAUCAACUGGCUGGAUGUGUACGAUAAAAAGUUCAUUGCCCCAAUUCUACCGAAAAUUCGGUACGAAGGUGAUGUUGGCAACUUUGACUCGUACACAGAGAUCGACAUGGACGCCAUGUUCCAUCCCGUCCAACUCGACGAACAAGCUCUCUUCUGCCACUUCUGA